Messenger RNA from Ceraceosorus guamensis, 608 nucleotides. RefSeq lists its product as hypothetical. The coding region runs from base 1 to 318 and encodes 105 amino acids. The record is from RefSeq and is a predicted model, not a curated record. The transcript has 3 exons. Lineage: Eukaryota; Fungi; Basidiomycota; Exobasidiomycetes; Ceraceosorales; Ceraceosoraceae.
AUGCCUGAGCUGAUCCACAUCGUUCUCGUCAAGCUCAAGCCCGCUGUGCGGUCCGACGAGUCGGCCUUCUCCACCUUCGUCACCAAGUGCAACGAGCUGGGAACUUAUCCUUCUUUGCAGCCUCUCUUGACAGAGUUCAAGUGGGCCGAGCCAGUGUACGCGGAUAGGACAAAGGGCUUCAAUUGGGCUCUGUACUCUCGAUUCCGUCAUCGUGAGGACUACGAGAAAUAUAGAGAUGAUGAAGGUCACAGAACCUUCGUCAAGGAGGUCAUGAGCCCAGCGCUAGACGAGAUCAUGGCGUAUGACUUGGAGGUCUGAACAACUCAAACAGUAAUCACCAAGACGACGCUUGUCCACAAUCUAGCGGCAGCAGGGAUCGAGGAAUCCAGAUCAUUGGCACAGGCGCAAACUGUUCACAGCCCCCUUCUAAUCGCCUUCGAAAUGUAGAAUUGCAGCAUCAUUACUGUUGCGAGAGAGGGGUUUGCGACACUUGAGUCGCCGCCUCAUAUGUGCGGAAGCACGGAGGGACAUAAGUCAAUGGACCUGACAGUCGUGUGAUGUACUGCGGAACGGCGUGCGACAAUCACUUCAUGCUUGUCUCCUUCUCG